GUCCCUCGGGCAGGAGCGAGGCCGCCACGUCUCCCUGUGCUCCCGCCCCCCCAGGUGAAGGCACAGCUGGAGGAGAAGGAGAAUAAGAAGUUCUCCCUGUUUAAGGCUGUGGAGUUCAAGAGCCAGGUGGUCGCCGGCAGGAAUUUCUUCAUCAAGGUUCAGGUUGACGAUGAGGAGUUCGUGCACCUUCGAGUAUUUGAGAGCCUCCCACACGAAAACAAGCCCCCAGCCUUGGCCAGCUACCAGACCAACAAAGCCAGGCACGACGAGCUGGCCUACUUCUAGUCCCAGAUUCUGACAGCCUGCCACCUGCUGGCCCUCUCCUCUGCGGGCGGGCGUGUGCCUGGGCCGCUGCCCCUCGGGGUGGGGGCGGGCUGCCCCUGGGCCUCUGUUCCUAACUCCAUCGUGUGCUUUUUCCUGCCAGUCAAUGAUCUUAACUAAAUUGCUUUCAAGGAGAGCUUGUGUUACCUUCAAAUAUAUAUAUUUUCAGUCUUUAUGAGC
This is a messenger RNA of Vicugna pacos (alpaca), 501 nucleotides long. The record is from RefSeq and is a predicted model, not a curated record. NCBI's taxonomy places the organism in Eukaryota, Metazoa, Chordata, Mammalia, Artiodactyla, Camelidae.